GAUCUUCCUCGCAUCGUGAGACUAAUGCAAAACAAUCAGGAGGCAACGAGGUCAACAUGCUAUUGUCCGGCUUGCAAACGAUGCUUCCAAAGAUUCGGUUCCAGUGGCAAAGCGGGCGUUGUUUCCUGUUGUUUCUUCUUUGACCUUUGUGAAUAUAUAAGAGGACCCGCUCUCGACAACACGGGUCCAUCUCUUCUUAUUCCCUCUUCUUUUACGGGGCUCCGGGAGCCUACACUUAGUUUCAUAUCAACGAACACGAUGGUCAACCUUAUCAUUCUCGCAGGCGGAUAUACCAACUUCAUUGCUACCUAUCUUUUCAAUUCUACCUCCUCUAAUCUGACUUUGUUGGGCCAAAGUCCUUCUGGAGAGAAUCCGUCUUGGAUAGCUUCACAUCCUACAAACAAGAGUAUUCUCUAUGCCGUGAAUGAGGCAUUCAAUGGCCUAGGACAACUACAAUCAUUCUUGGUAGGGCAAGAUGGCGCAUUGUUCAAUGUGGCUAACGCGAGUUCUGGGGGAGAUGGACCGGCUUUUGUCAAUCCAUUGUCUACGGGAGAAGUGGCUAUAAUGAACUUUGGCUCUGGUGAUGGCAAGUUCGUCCCCACUAAAGAAGAUCCCCUUGAAUUCGAUGAUACUGCACCUGUUGUGACGUUUCCAACACCAGAGAAGCCGCCGCCGAGCAACUUCUCCAGACCGCAUAUGGCGUUGGACGUUGGCUCAGAAGUCUUAGUACCUGAUCUGGGAGGCGAUACCGUCUGGAGAUUGGCAAAAGACAACAUCACUGGCGAAUACAAGAUCCAAGGUCAAUUGCAACAACCUCCAAAUAGCGGUCCACGACACAUUGCUGUCAAAGGAAACACGUUGUACACCAUUCAUGAAACAGAUAGCACACUCACUCAACAAGCUAUUCCUCAGGACCCCACAGCGCCUUCACCUAUGAUAGCCACCUUUAACAUAACCCCUCCAAACCCACCUCCCCAAGCCCAAUUUGCGGCAGCCGAGAUCCGCCUCCUCGAUUCUUCACCUAAGUUUCCCAAAGCCUACAUUUACGCAUCAAACAGGAACAUUGGGCCGGUACCAGCACCAGAGGGCGAUGCCAUCGCUGUCUACGAGGUGGAGCCCCAAUUGAAGUUUGUCAAGCAUGUUUUCACGGGCUUGCAACAGAUCCGUGGAAUGGAAUUUGGUGGGGACGAGAAUGAGUUCUUGGUUGCUGCCGGGAACGUUGGUGAGGCGGGGACGAUCGUGAUGAGAAGGACGAAUGGAGGGGCUGAUCUGGAGAUGGUUGCCCAGAACACGGAGAUCUUGACAAGGACCACUUUUGUCUUGCUACAGCAGUGACCAGUGUAUUAUAUCUGAAACGCAUUGACGCCUUUAUGAUGAACGUUCAGAAUAUUUUCGAGAAUGGAUAGCCCAGCCUUCUAAUGAAGGUUCGGGCAACCAGUCAUGCCUGAGCACAUAAGCUGCUUCGGUGGCGCAACGGUAUCGCGCAGGUGUAUCCCGGACAAGGAUACACAAGAAAGGCGAGCUUAGCAUAAGAACUUCAGAUGCAGCGGCAACCGACAGAAGUAGACAAGGUGAGGUUGAUACAAGUAGAACUGAUAUCAUAGGGCCGCCUCUAGCAACCAGCCUCCUUGGAGAAAUGAGGAUCUGAAGGAUCAGAGCGUGAUAAGAAGGUGGCAGGUUUUGUACAAAUUUGUAUCUACUGCGGCCUUGAUAUUCUACCAGGAAUAAACGAACCUGUUCAGG
Somion occarium is the source of this 1743-nucleotide messenger RNA. The record is from the annotation of a GenBank genome assembly. Lineage: Eukaryota; Fungi; Basidiomycota; Agaricomycetes; Polyporales; Cerrenaceae.